UUUUUAUAACUGCUGCCGAGUGCAAGUUUUAUGACUUUUAUAUUGAGUUUAUUAGUUAUUAAGAUAUUAUAAUGAAUGCCAGUGCUGUUGAUGAAGAUUGCCAAACAUUAUCUCCUACUCAAGAAAUUCUUAGCCCACGGAAACGAAUGCGUUUAGAAAACUCUGCGCGUAAGAGCUGGAGCCUGAUGGACCGUAGGACGGAUACAGAAGUUUUGCAAGAAAUGGGUGUCAGUUUAUUAGAACAAGAUGAUAGUGAAAUACAAUGUGAAACUAUUAAUACUAAUACUAAGAGUCUAAAGAGAAAACAUGACAUAGAGAAUGUAAAUCCAAAUGUAAACUAUGUGGCAUCACCAAAGAGUUGUAAUACUAAAUAUGCUAAGACAAAGCCUAGUCCCUGCCCCGGUACUUCAAAAAUUAGCCCAAGGAGUUGUGAGAAAGCUCCUCUCCAAGAGAUCCUAGAAACAUCAUUCACAGAUGAAUAUCUGAUUGAAGAAGAGACCCCAUUAAAUCAAAUAGGAGCAGACUGCUAUACUAAAGGAGGAUACAGUGUAACCAGUACUGGAGGAAGAAAGCUUAACACUACAUUAAUAGGUGUUGAAGAAGAAGCGAUAAUAUCCCGUCGAUCACGAGGGGAGCCCCAAGGAGAAGAUUCCUUUCGUUCCUUAUCAGAUGAAGUCAUACUUAGUGUUUUCAAAUGGCUUCCCAAGAGGACACUCGCUCACUGUAUGAUGGUUUGCAAACGGUGGUAUAGAGUAGCGUGCGAUGAAACACUAUGGCAAAGACUGGACCUAGGAAAUAAGACGUUAUCUAAGAACUCUAUCGGCAGGAUUUUAAGUCGAAAACCUGUUAUUUUAAGACUGUCUAGCUCUGAGAUCGGGACAUGGCAACCAGAAACAGUGACCCCAUCCCGACUUCAGUAUUUGGAUCUCAGUAUGUGUUCAAUUGAUUGUGAUACACUCGAAUGUUUGUUGGAACACUGUCCGGCGUUGCGGAAGCUCAGUGUUGAGAACUUGAGUUUAAGUAGACGGGCCUUGGGUUUAAUAGGUAAAUGUAGUUAUAUGGAAACGUUAAAUUUAGCGAUGUCUCAAGGAAUAGAUGAGGCUGGUCUUAGAGAUAUACUCAAAGGAUGUACCAAUUUACAAUCGCUGAACAUAUCGUGGUGUAAUUUAGCAGAGAGUACUCUCCAGGAACUGGUUGAGACGCUCCCGCAGAAGUUGCUGAGGCUGAAUAUCAGCGGUGCUAGGAAAAUGACUGAUGAAAUGGUAUCAGCUUUAGUGACGCGAUGUCCCCGUCUUCUCGAAUUGGAUCUGUCGGAUUGUUCUUCACUGGGAAAGGACGCGCUGACCGCACUGCUUCCGCUGUCGAGACUCGAGCAUUUAGCACUAAGCCGAUGUUACUUAUUACCACCGCAUGCGCUUACUAAGCUGAGUAGUAUGUCAUCCCUUCAGUAUUUGGAGGUAUGGGGGAUGUUACCUUCGACAUCUCUUAACGUGCUCAAAACCACUCUACCAGCUAUACAAGUUAACAAAUUCAUGUUCAGCGCAAUAGCACGACCCACAAUUGGUACGAAACGUACAUCUAUAUGGGGACUUCGUACGAGAGACUGAAAUACCUAACCAAAUUAAUAAUGUAUACUGUAGAAAUGUUAAUGUUUCAAACCCCCUUACAGAGUAGCCAGGCAGGUAAAAACUUUUCUACAAUGGGGCCGUUCAAGUAUUACGUAAGCAGAUUUAACCUUCCCCUCCCCUCCUCUCCUCUUGUCACCAAAAGUAAGCAAAGCUCUCUUGCAGGAAUCCUCGAGAAUGCAUUUCGUUUUCAAACAUAGACAAUGUGUAAAAAUAUAAAUAAUAAUUACUGUUGACGUAAUAAGAAAUCAAAGAACCUUCCCCCUAAAUGUGUGCUUCCGUAAUAUUUGAACGGCCCCAAUGUAAUAGUUUAAUUUGUUAAAGAUUCACAUCUUUAUGACAGGGUAACAAACCAAACAUUUAUAUCCGUUUCAUAUGUUUGCCAAUCUUUAAAAACUAACAGAUUGUAAAUUUUAUAAAUAUUUAUUGAUUUCUCAUUUAGAUAGUAUUGAGGGAAAGCUAAAAUUCAUAGACAAAUUAUUUGUCAUAUUUUGGUAUGAGACUUCGGAGCUUUUUGAUAAUAUUUAUUUUAAAUGAAAGCGCUGCAGAAAGUCAGUCAAAAUAACGAUUUAUAAAAACACUAAUUACUCUUAUUAUAUAUUAAGUACUGAUCUUUCUCAUGAAGAGACAAAGAUUUAUAAAAAAGAUGGUUUGUCUCUGGAUCUUAGCCUAAGAACGGAAUCGUACGAGAGACUCGGAAGGUGAGUGUAAGACAGAGAAAGGUAUAUUUUAUCAAUUGUAUCGUUCCUAUAUUGCGGACUGUAUUAUUUUGGGAUGGUCUGAACAUUGUAUAUUCAAAGAUUUAUAUAAUAGGUAUUUUAAGUAUAUUUAUAAGAAAUGGUUUUGGGUAGGUCCACAGAUAACACAGCACUGCCAUGUCAAACUAUGAAUUUGACAAAUCAACUCAAUGUUAUUUUAAGCUUAAAAAUAAAGUAUUUACGAAUGUAAUGAGAUUUUUUUAUAAACUUCGGGUAUUUAUUAAGUUAUGGGUUAUUUGACGUUUUUACGACUUUCACGUAGAACAUUCUAAACUGAACAUUGACAGAAUCCAAUCCUUUAUUAAAAAGAUCAUGAAUAUUAUAAAGGAUGGAAUCGGUUUAUACAGGACGUAAUCUACGGAAUGUUGUUAAUAAGUUGCACCUUGGCAAAUUCGAGUUUCGAGCAGCUCAUGACCCCAUCUAACCCCUAGUUUUUGAUUCACGACUUUUUGGCCAGCCUGUAUAUUAAGUCAUAUUUGGUACCAUAUUUCAUAUAUUUUUUGUUAUUAUUAAACACAUUGUGCCUUUUCUUUAAUUAUUAAUUUAAAAUGAAAUAUCUAUUAAUAUAAAAAAUGAGUGUGUAUGCUUUAAGGCGAAGCUAAAGAACCAAAAUGAUUUCAUAAAAAGCAUAGGUAACUUAUUGCUCAAACACUGAUAGAUUAAACUAAUAAUAUUUGAAAUAAAUAAAAUAAGUUCACUGAAGUUAUUUUUCCCUGGACAUGGAACUUGGGCCCUCCAAGUUAUCACCUUUGUAGUUGCUAUAAAAUGCAGAAUUCACACUACAAAUUAUACUGUUUUAGUAGAUUUUUUUGAGUUA
This is a messenger RNA of Pieris brassicae (large cabbage white), 3200 nucleotides long. RefSeq names its product S-phase kinase-associated protein 2 (gene Skp2). Gene Ontology annotation, biological process: SCF-dependent proteasomal ubiquitin-dependent protein catabolic process. Gene Ontology annotation, molecular function: protein binding. The transcript has 13 exons. Gene Ontology annotation, cellular component: SCF ubiquitin ligase complex. NCBI's taxonomy places the organism in Eukaryota, Metazoa, Arthropoda, Insecta, Lepidoptera, Pieridae. The record is from RefSeq and is a predicted model, not a curated record. Bases 72 to 1607 code for a protein of 511 amino acids.